This is a messenger RNA of Westerdykella ornata, 1230 nucleotides long. RefSeq lists its product as uncharacterized. Lineage: Eukaryota; Fungi; Ascomycota; Dothideomycetes; Pleosporales; Sporormiaceae. The record is from RefSeq and is a predicted model, not a curated record. Bases 268 to 1047 code for a protein of 259 amino acids. The transcript is spliced from 3 exons.
AAUCGGCGAAACUCCCCCGCGACGCUUUGGGAUCGGCACAAUGAGGCCGCAGCGGCCUGACUCCUUCAAACACGUUGCCGUCCAAUGGACAAGCGUUCCAUGCGGAGAUGCCUCGGGUUUCGACCUCGUACACAUAGUUCCGUGGUUGUGGGCGUGAACUGCUGCAGGGCCGUGGAUCUCUGUUCCAGGAGUGGUGAUCGCACCUUAAAAGGGAGACAACUUCCAGCAGCAACUCUUCAUCUUGAGAACAGCCGAAUCACAUACAAAAUGGCCAACGAAAUCGAGGAACUGAAGAAAGUGGUUGCUUCGCUGCAAAAGGAGGUAUCGCGACUGAGCGACCAGGAGGAAGUCCGCAAACUGCAGUACAAGUACGGCUACUAUCUUGACAAAUGCCUGUACAAAGAGGUCGCUGAGCUGUAUUCGGAUCACCCCGAUACCUGCGUAGAGUUCCUCGGGGGACGAUACAAUGGCAAAGAGGGCGUCAAGCGCCUCUACAUAGGCCGUUUCGCCAAAAGCUUCGUAGCCGGCCGCAAUGGGCCGGUACACGGCUUCCUGCUCGACCACCCCCAGAUCCAGGGCAUAGUCGACGUCAAUCCCGAAGGCACCCGAGCCAAAGGACGAUUCCGCAGCAUGAUGUCCGCCGGGACACACGAGAGUGUAAAGGAUACCCAUCCUCGCGGCCUCGUACAAUGGUGGGAAGGAGGCAUCUACGAGAACGAGUACAUCAAGGAGGAUGGCGUAUGGAAGAUAUUUCGCCUGAAAUACUUCCCCUUCUGGCACGCUGCAUUCGACAAGGGCUGGUCUUACACCAAGCCGAAUUACGUUCCAUUCCUCUCGACCACGUAUCCCAAUGAUCCGCAAGGGCCGGACGAGCUCUGCGAGCACCCAAUGCUGUGGCCUGACACUCGUGUUGUGCCUUUCCACUACGAGCAUCCGGUCACAGGCAAUCCAGUUGCUGACGAUGAUUUGCGGGCGCCACAUUACGGGCAGGAUCCCAGCACUGGUGCACCGCCGCUUGUUCUCAGCAAACCAAAGUCGGAGGCGUAGUUAGAGUCUUGAGAUCGUAUUGUACGAAUAUAUGCUCACGAACUUUCCAUUUCUGUUGCCACGCAUGCUGAUCUGAACCUAUCUUUUCAUAUGCUCGUGUAUCUAGGUCUCUUGAUCGCGUGGGGUUUUCAUGAUAUAUGAUAAACACAGACAUCUUGUUUGCCUUAGCAUUGCCUUCUACCU